Messenger RNA from Ceutorhynchus assimilis (cabbage seed weevil), 3024 nucleotides. NCBI's taxonomy places the organism in Eukaryota, Metazoa, Arthropoda, Insecta, Coleoptera, Curculionidae. The record is from the annotation of a GenBank genome assembly.
ACAGACAAUAAUAAAUAUCAUUUCUCCAUGAUGUAUUAAGUUUGUUUGUUCAAUAAGUUUGGGUCAGUAUUUUAAGCAAAACGAAAAUUAAAUGUUCAUGUUUUAUGCACAAUUCGAAUAUUGAUUUUUUUCAAUUGACCAAAAUUCUCCAAUUGAAUAAAACGCGAGUUAAAUCGAUUGAAGCAGUUUAGUGAGUGGUUAGAGGUCGGAUCAGAUCCCAACUAUGGGAACCCAAGAAAUAUGGUUUCUAGCAUUGUUUGUGGCUGGGAGCCAUGGAAAAUCUGCUGUGACACAAAGUUUAGAUGGAACAUGGACAACAUCGGCAUUUACAAAGACAAACUACUAUUAUGAGUUUCCAGCAAUAGUUCCAGGCGGUAUUUACACUGACCUAAUGAAAUCAGGAAUAAUAAAGGAUGUUUUCUAUGGAUUUAAUGACAACAGCACUAAAUGGGUGGGCAACAUCAAUUGGACAUACACUCUAAAUUUUACAGGUGAACUGAUCGAAAUUAGACAUAAAAAAUGUAUAUCUAUAUGUUUUUCAGUUGAAGAAGGCCUCAUGAAAUAUGACACCGUUAACUUAGUCUUUGAAGGUGUAGACACUUUCGCUAGCAUAGAAUUGAACGGAGUAAUCAUUGGAGAGACACAAAACAUGUUUGUCAGAUACGUUUAUGAUAUUAAAAAUGUUCUUAAGGCUCAAGGCAAUAACACAAUCAAAAUUUUCUUCGCAAACCCAGUGGAAAGAGGUCUACACCUCAACAACAAACAAUUGGAAAAAUACAGAAUUCCCUGGGAAUGUCCUCCAGAUGCUUACCAUGGAGAAUGCCACAUUAACAUGCUCAGAAAGAUGCAAGCGUCGUUUUCAUGGGAUUGGGGCCCAUCUUUCCCUUCGAUGGGUUUAUGGAAACCCGUUUAUCUUCAAGCCUAUGAUGUGACUGCAUUUAGACAUGUCGUUCCACGUGUAGUAGAGGAUGAACAAAGCUGGAUUGUUUAUGUCGACGUGUAUUUUGAGAAUAAUCAACGUAGUUAUGUGCAGGGAAAAUUAACGCUUAAGCUCCACUGUGACCUAACGGAAAUUCUCUACAAUAUCUCCGAUGUCAAUGCUACAAUGAAUGAAAAUGGCGAAAUAGCCACUUAUGGUCAAAUUGCUAAUAUCGACAAGGGUUGGAUACACGAGUGGUGGCCAAAUGGAUAUGGCGACCAACCACUCUACGAACUUGAAAUAAUUUUUGCUAGUGGUGACAAUUAUCAAGAUGUGAUCAUUAAAACUCAACGGAUUGGAUUUAGAACUGUAGAGCUGGUACAAGAACCACUUGGCACUGGCGCUACAUUCUACUUCAAAGUGAACGGAGAGCCGAUAUUCGCAAAAGGUUCCAAUGAAAUUCCUAUCAACGUUUUACCAGAAUUGGGUCAAGAUAAGGAGACAAUUGACUUCCUUCUACGAAGUGCCAAAGAUGUCAAUAUGAAUAUGCUUCGUGUAUGGGGAGGAGGUGUUUACGAGUCCGACUACUUUUACGAAGUAGCCGACAAACUAGGAAUAAUGAUCUGGCAAGAUUUCAUGUUUGCAUGCUCUUUGUAUCCAGCAACUGAGGAAUUUCUGAAUAACGUUGUUGCUGAAGUUAAUCAUAACACCAAACGUCUUUAUUACCAUCCGAGUAUUGUGAUUUAUUCAGGAAACAACGAAAAUGAAGGAGUUUUGGUUGAUAACUGGUAUGGAACGAGAGACAAUUUCUCUCUAUACAAGUCUGAUUAUGUGGAUCUCUACAUCAAUACUGUUCGCAAGGAGUUCAACAGGAUAACUAGGAACGGGGCUAUUUUUAUUAGUUCCAGCCCUACUAAUGGAAAACUUACGGAAUCUGAAGGAUGGAUUGGACAGAGUCCUGGAAAUCAAUAUUGGGGAGAUGUUCACUAUUACAACUAUGUCUUGGAUCCAUGGAACCCAGACACCUACCCAAUCCCAAGAUUCUGCUCGGAAUACGGCUACCAGUCACUACCUUUUAAAGACACUUGGUUAACUGCAACUAACAACACAGCCGAUCUAGUGAUUUCUGGUGAUUUUAUGAAGUGGAGACAGCAUCAUCCUGCAGGCAAUGCUGAAAUGGCUUUAUUGAUUGCGGAAAAUAUAAAUCUCCCUGAUAUGAAGAGUGAUGCUUAUACUAAUGCCUUCAUUUAUCUUUCACAAGUUUACGCGUCGCAAUCUGUUAAAGUGGAAACUGAACAUUAUCGUCGAUAUAGGAGUUAUUUGACAGAUAACGGUAAAGGUUACACUAUGGGAGCUCUUUAUUGGCAACUUAAUGAUGUUUGGGUGGCACCAACUUGGUCUAGUAUUGACUACACUGGAAGAUGGAAAAUGCUUCACUACUUCGCCAAAGACUUCUUUGCCAACAUCAUAGUAACCGGGUAUAUAAAUGUCGCAAGAGUACUACAAGUUUAUACUGUCAACGAUCAACUCUCGCCAGUAGAAAACGUCAGCAUAAUUGUCAAGGCCUACAAAUACGAUAGUCCAGAUUUUAUACCGUUCAUUGAAGAUUGGGUAACGGAAGAUUUGAAUGCCAGUGCUUCUCAAUUAGUUUACACCAAAUCAAUCGAUGAAAUAUUUUCAAGAUUUAACCUGGACAAAUCUAGUUGUUUUUUCACAUUUGUCGUACAUAAAAACUCUUCGUUAACUGACUAUGUCCACAUUAGUCCAGUUAAUUACAUUUUCCCAGGAAAACUAAAGGAUUCCACUUUGUCUUCUGCUAAUGUGACAAUUUCUUCAGUAACCAAAAGUGGCGACAAUACUUUUGAUAUCACAGUAAAAUCCGACAAUAUUGCAUUGUUUGUAUGGUUGAAUUCUCACGAAAUUAAGGGGAUAUUUUCGGAAAAUGGAUUUUUGCAACUUGAAAACUUGAGAGUGGUAAGCUUUAAGAGCUCCACCAACAACACUGUGGAUGAAUUAAGGGAUACUUUGACUGUGACUCAUCUUAAGGAUUCCAGAUGGGUUUAGAAAUAAGUUUUAAUUAAUAAACUAACUAUUUCAAAUUACGA